This is a messenger RNA of Toxorhynchites rutilus septentrionalis, 2862 nucleotides long. RefSeq lists its product as uncharacterized. Gene Ontology annotation, molecular function: nucleic acid binding. The record is from RefSeq and is a predicted model, not a curated record. The transcript is spliced from 3 exons. Gene Ontology annotation, biological process: DNA integration. The coding region runs from base 1 to 2862 and encodes 953 amino acids. NCBI's taxonomy places the organism in Eukaryota, Metazoa, Arthropoda, Insecta, Diptera, Culicidae.
AUGCUGGAAAGGAAGCCAGAACUGAAACCGCAGUACCAUGAUUUCAUCAGAGAGUAUAUUGCUCUUGGACACAUGACAGAAGUACCCGAUGGCGAUGUUGAUCGCCCAGAUGCCUGCUAUCUUCCUCAUCAUCCCGUGGUGAAGGAGAGCAGUUCGACGACUAAAGUUCGUGUUGUUUUUGACGGCUCAGCAAAGACGAGUUCCGGUCAUUCAUUAAACGAAGCCCUCCUCGUUGGACCGGUCGUUCAGGACGAAUUGAUCACGAUCGUUUUGCGUUUUCGACAGUUCCCAAUUGCGCUCGUAGCGGACAUCGAUAAAAUGUACCGCCAGGUAUCACUACAUCCCGACGAUCGACCGCUCCAGAGAAUUUUCUGGAGAUUUAACAGUAUCGAGCCCAUCAAAGCCUACGAACUCUCCACGAUUACAUAUGGCCUUGCCCCGUCCUCGUUUUUGGCAACACGGACGCUGCAGCAGGUGGUAGAAAAUGAAGGUUCCAAUUUUCCGGAAGCCAGCCGAGUCGUGAAGAAAGACGUGUACGUGGACGAUUUGAUUUCUGGUGAAAACACUGUAGAACGAACCAUUCAACUACAAAGGGACUUGAUGGAACUUCUACAGCGAGGCGGUUUCCGUUUGCGGAAGUGGGUUAGCAACUCCCUCGAAGUACUCUCAGCGAUUCCUGGAGAACUCCAAGGCACACGAUCCCCCAUGCAGUUUGAUCCUAAAGAAACAAUAAAAACUCUCGGGAUCUGCUGGGAACCGGAAACUGACACACUUUGCUUCAACGUUUCCGUCAACCCGAAGAAUUCGAUGGCAACUAAAAGGGAAAUUUUGUCGACGAUUGCCCAGCUGUACGAUCCUCUUGGGAUUGUGUCCCCCGUCAUCGUUCAAGCCAAAAUCUUGAUGCAACAGCUCUGGCUCCUGUGUUUAGGAUGGGACGAUGAAAUUACCCCAGAUCUUCACCAGUAUCACACGUUUGCGGACGCGUCAAAGGAUGCAUAUGGAGCAUGCCUUUACAUCCGCUCGGAAGACGCCAACGGCAACGUCAAAGUAAAACUACUGACUUCUAAAUCCAAGGUGACCCCGCUUAAACCGAUCAGCAUUCCACGACUCGAGCUAUGCGCAGCUCUUCUCGCAUCCCGUUUGUUCGAAAAGGUAGUGGCUGCCUUGAACCCGAGUUCCUCUCAGAAUUAUUUUUGGUCCGAUUCCACGGUAGUCCUGCAAUGGAUGAAGUCUCCACCGCGGACUUGGAAAACGUUUGUUGCGAAUCGCAUUUCCGAGAUACAAGCUACAACCCAUGGGUCCCUAUGGCUGCACGUUGCAGUGACCGAAAAUCCCGCCGAUCUGCUGUCCCGCGGCUUGUCUGCUGACGAAUUAAUUACCUGCAAAAAGUGGCUUCACGGACCAAGCUGGUUGCACAAACCUAAAGGAAGUUGGCCUAUACAAAAUUUCCCUAGCGCCGGGAUCCCAAUGGAAGAGUUGGAGCAGCGCCCUGCAACUGUUCUCACCCUUCAAGCUUCUGCACCACACGAACUUUUCCUGCGAUUCUCGUCAUACAACAUGUUGAUAAAUGUAGUAGGAUUUGCGUUUCGCUUCAUCCAUAAUGCUCGACCGAAGAACACUCGAAUCUCUGGCCGAGUGCUUCUCGUCCCAGAAUUGCACGCUGCUAAAAUGUUCCUGGUGAGAUUGGUGCAAGCUGAAGUAUUCCCCGGUGAGCUGAAGGUUCUGCGCAAAGAGCAAUCCGUAUCAAAAAAUUCCAAGCUCCGGCUCCUCUGCCCGUGCUUGGAUUCCGAAGGCGUAAUACGAAUUGGUGGCCGGUUACAACUUUCGGCCGAAUCCUACAACAUUCGUCAUCAGAUUGUCAUUCCCGGCUUCCAUCCAUUCACCAAAUUGCUGAUAAUGCAUAACCACAAGAAGCUGAUCCAUGGUGGUAACACCGUAACUCUCGCGGUUCUGAGAGACGAAUUCUGGCCGUUACAUGGUCGCAGAGCUAUAAGGAGCGUCCACCGAAGCUGUUUCAAUUGCCAUAGAGCAAACCCCCGCCCGAUAGAACAACCUGUUGGCCAACUACCCUCCAGCCGUGUCACUGUUAACGAAGCUUUCUAUUGUACUAGAGUGGAUUAUUGUGGGCCUCUUUACCUGAAGCCCGCCCACAGACGAGCAGAAUCACAGAAGGUUUACAUCUGUGUAUUUGUGUGCUUUAGCACCAAGGCGGUCCACCUCGAGCUGGCAGGCGAUUUGAGCACCAACACGUUCCUGAUGGCUCUGAAUCGAUUUAUGUAUCGGAGGAACAAACCGCACCAUAUCUAUUCCGAUAAUGGUACAAAUUUUAUCGGAGCAAAGAAUGCUCUUCAUCAGCUGUAUUCCAGACUUCAGUCAGAACCUGAAAAUGAGAAAAUCACUAAAUAUCUAGCUCAAGACGGAAUACAGUGGCAUCUGAUUCCCCCCCGAGCCCCUAACUUCGGUGGCCUCUGGGAAGCCGCGGUUAAAGUGGCAAAAAAGCAGCUCAAUAUGAUCAAGCCACUUCCCGAACCAGACAUCCGCCAUCUACCGAUGAAUCGACUGAAUUACUAUCAGCGAAUUCAAGCCCAUAGUCAACAGUUUUGGCACCGAUGGAGGUCGGAGUACCUGAAGGAACUUCAAACGCAGUUCACAACAAACGCGAAACGAUGCGACCUUGCAGUUGGCAGCGUACUAAUCCUGAAGGAUGACAGCCUUCCACCGACGCGCUGGCCCCUAGCGCGUAUCCUGGAGGUCCACCCCGGACCUGAUGACAUCAUUCGUGUGGUGAACCUACAAACCUCAGGAGGAGUACUGAAGCGAUCAGUAUCGAAGAUUUGCCCAUUACCCAAGGAAGAAGAAUAA